UCAUAAUUUAAUUUUUUUUGCAGGUCAUCAUUACGGAGAUAAACCAUAAAAUUGGAGCUACUGGUAUCGUUAGCCAAGAGUGCAAAGCAGUAGUUGCCCAGUACGGGGAACAGAUUUUGGAACUUCUGCUCUCGGAGACACAACCACUGAAGAUUUGCUCUAAGCUUGGCCUUUGCGCCUUUGAUGGAACUCAUUCUGUUGGUAUCGGCAUUGAGAGUGUGGUGAAAGACAAUGGUGACAAAUAUGAUUUCGGAAGGAGUGAUCCCAUGUGCUCUGCUUGUGAGAUGGCUGUUGUUUGGAUGCAAAAUCAACUUAAGCAGAACCAAACUGUGGAAUUAAUACUUAACUAUGUCAAUCAGUUGUGCGAGCGACUGCCCAGCCCCAUGGGAGAAUCUGCUGUUGACUGUAACUCCUUGUCCUUAAUGCCAGCUGUUUCUUUCACCAUUGGUGGCAAGAAAUUUGACCUCACUGCAGAACAGUACGUUCUAAAAGUGGGUGAAGGACCUAUCGCACAAUGCAUCAGUGGAUUCACAGCCUUGGAUGUUCCCCCUCCUCGUGGUCCUCUCUGGAUCCUGGGAGAUGUGUUCAUGGGAGUCUAUCACACAGAGUUCGACUAUGGAAACCUGAGGGUUGGAUUUGCGAAAGCAUCAUGAAUGCGACUGCCCAUCCUCUUGAGUUUUCCGAUAAUAAAUGAAAACUAGUUAUCUUUUGAUGUUUUUUAGAUCAUAUAAUAUGAAACUAUAAAUCAUCUAUAUAAAUGAUAGAAGAAAGAGCCUGCUGCCUUUGUGAUGUGAAUAUAUGCUUCAGAGGAUUGCUAAAUGAAUCAAAUUGUGGAUUCGUGGCUUUGUAAUCUAUUACAGUCGUUUCGUAUCAGUUUCUUCUACUGCA
Dendrobium catenatum is the source of this 888-nucleotide messenger RNA. Its product is annotated as aspartic proteinase oryzasin-1-like. Gene Ontology annotation, molecular function: aspartic-type endopeptidase activity. Gene Ontology annotation, biological process: proteolysis; lipid metabolic process. The record is from RefSeq and is a predicted model, not a curated record. Bases 267 to 653 code for a protein of 128 amino acids. NCBI's taxonomy places the organism in Eukaryota, Viridiplantae, Streptophyta, Magnoliopsida, Asparagales, Orchidaceae. The transcript is spliced from 6 exons.